UUUUUUUUUUUUCGUUUUUCUUGAGUUUCUGGAAGAUGGAUUUCGUUGCUGGUGAUGCGCCAGACUGGCUCUCCUCGGAGCACAUGACAGGCACGUCGAUUAUGGCGGUCGAGUUCAAUGGCGGCGUAGUGAUUGGCGCCGAUUCGCGAACAACGACUGGCUCGUACAUUGCCAACCGAGUCACCGACAAGCUCACACGAAUCACCGACCGCAUUUACUGCUGCCGCUCGGGCUCGGCCGCAGACACGCAGGCCAUUGCAGACUAUGUCAAGUACUACCUGGAUCUACACAGCAUCGAGCUCGGCGAGAGGCCAAGCGUGCACUCGGCAGCAAGUGUCUUCCAACAACUGUGCUACGGCAACCGCGAGAACUUGAUGGCAGGCAUUAUCGUUGCUGGCUGGGACCGAAAACUCGGCGGUCAAGUCUACACAAUCCCGCUCGGUGGCAUGUGCCUUCGCCAGCCAUUCAGCAUUGGCGGCAGUGGUAGCACAUACAUUUUCGGUCACGUCGACGCGACUUUCAAGCUUGGCAUGACCCAGGCCGAGUGCGAGGACUUUGUCAAGGGCGCACUUGCGCUCGCCAUGGCACGCGACGGCUCAUCUGGCGGCGUCGUCCGUAUUGCAACGAUUACCGAGAGCGGCGUCGAGCGCAAAACCUUUGUUGGCGACCAAAUCCCCAAGUUCUGGGAGGGCUAAAAGACGAGCAAAGACAAAACAGAAAAAAAGCAAGUCCCCCUAUGACACUCCAUGUUCUCCCGUGUCAUUACAGCUUCCCCGUUCUCCUCCCUUCGUUGACGUUUGUGUUGUGCAGAGUUUGUGUUUUUAAUAAAUCCAAAAAAUUACCC
Messenger RNA from Capsaspora owczarzaki ATCC 30864, 844 nucleotides. Its product is annotated as proteasome subunit beta type-6. Gene Ontology annotation, molecular function: threonine-type endopeptidase activity. The transcript has 5 exons. NCBI's taxonomy places the organism in Eukaryota, Filasterea, Ministeriida, Capsasporidae. The coding region runs from base 36 to 695 and encodes 219 amino acids. The record is from RefSeq and is a predicted model, not a curated record. Gene Ontology annotation, cellular component: proteasome core complex.